Molecule: messenger RNA, 1092 nt
Organism: Entrophospora sp. SA101
Lineage: Eukaryota; Fungi; Glomeromycota; Glomeromycetes; Entrophosporales; Entrophosporaceae
Source: the annotation of a GenBank genome assembly
AUGUUUUUUAGUAGUUUCACAGGCGGUUACAAUAACAGCUAUUAUACUGAUUAUAAUAAGAAUUACAAUAACGCUGGCGGCAUUAAAUAUCUCGACACUGCCUAUUCACAUAAUAAUCGUAGUUCGCGUAAUAUAACUACCGAUAACAUCGCAUAUUCACGUAAUAUCAAAAAAGAUAAUAAUAAGAUCACUCCUAAAACAUCUAACAAUGGUGGUGGUGAUAAUUGCGAGGCAACUACUAAACAAUACACAUCGAAUAAUCUAAACAUAUCACGUGAUCACACCAAUUCUGAAGGUGGUAAAUUGACUCGUAAAUACUGUCAUAAUAAACUGCUUAAAGAUGACGCAUCAUUUGAUCAAUAUGCUGGGUCUGUUGAUAAGUAUGGAUUUGAACUUAGUAAAGACGAGACAAUAAACUCAAAAUCACUUGAUGUAGAUAGAAGAGCAGAAAAAAAGGAAAUCAAAGAAUCACAAAAAUGGGCAAGUUUGCUUUCAAAACGUAAAAGAGUCUCUAAAUUAGGAAGAUAUGGUGAAACCUUUUAUCAAUUUGUAUGGGACAAAAAAUUUGUGAAAAGAGUUUAUAAAGGUAUACCUAAUCCUUGGAGAAAUAAAUCAUUAUUAAAUUUACCAUCAAUUCAUGAAAAUAACAUAGACUUAAAUGUAUCUGUAACAUUACAAUCACACAUAAUGUUUAAAUCAAGAUAUGGGCCUGGGCAAAGAUCAAUGUUUAAUGUAUUGAGAGCUUUCUCAAACUAUAAUGAAGAAGUUGGUUUUUCUCAAGGAAUGGCUAAUGUUGUAGCAAUUUUAUUAAUGUAUUACCCUGAGGAGGAUGCCUUUAUAAUGUUGACAAAAUUAUUUUCAAAGUGUGAUUUACAUAAUCUUUAUGUGCCUGGUUCCCCUUCCUUGAUGGAAGCCAAAUUAUUAAAAUCAAAUUUUGAUGAUUCAAUGGAAAUCUUAUCAUCAAAAAUGGAAAUAAAAAACGAAAAACUUUUAUUUAAAACAAUUAAAAAUUUGUAUAAAGGAAGAAAAAAUGAAAUUAAAAAAUAUAAAGAUGAAUAUAAAAAUUUACAACAACAGUUUAAUGCACAUUAA